This is a messenger RNA of Pezoporus flaviventris, 1082 nucleotides long. Its product is annotated as PH and SEC7 domain-containing protein 1-like. Bases 480 to 1082 code for a protein of 200 amino acids. The transcript is spliced from 9 exons. The record is from RefSeq and is a predicted model, not a curated record. Lineage: Eukaryota; Metazoa; Chordata; Aves; Psittaciformes; Psittacidae.
GACGCGGUUCACUCCCUGACCUGUGCCCUGAUGCUGCUCAACACCGACCUCCACGGGCAGCGCCUCGGCCGCCCCAUGAGCAGCGCCCAGUUCGUGGCCAACCUGCGCGGGAUGAUGGACGGGGAGGACUUCCCCCGGCAGCAGCUCCAGGCUCUCUACGGCUCCAUCCGCAGGCAGGAGCUGCCGUGGGCGCUGUGAGAUGGGCAGGAGGAGGAGGCCCCCCCCGGCCCCAGGAGCAGCGAAUCCCGGCCGGAGCUGCCGGGGGGGGCCGCGGCCGUCACCCACCGGGGCUGCUUGGCCAGGAAGGUGCUGGCCGAGGCCGGGGGCAGAAAGAGGCGGGGGCCCCCCCCGAGGCGCCGCUGGGGGUGCACCACGCUCUGGCCGAGCGCGCCCCCGCUUACACCAAGCGCCCCGACGUGUUCCGCCUGCGCGCGGCCGACGGGAGCCGCUUCCUCUUCCAAGCGCCGACGCCCCGGGAGAUGCUGGCCUGGAUCGAGCGCCUCAACCUGGCGGCCGCGCUCCUCUCCGCGCCCCCGUUCCCCGCCGCCGUCGGGUCCCAGCGCGGCCCCGCGCGGCCCCUGCUGCCCGCGGCGCUCAGCCGCAGCCCCCCGGAGGAGCAGCGCCGGAGCCACGCGGCCUGGAUGGAGCGGGUGGAGCGGGAGCUGCGGCAGCGGCAGCGCCACGGGCCCGGCCCCGACCCGCGGCAGCACCGGCGGGACACGGAGCUGCUGCUGCACGAGCGCCGGCGCUACGAGACCUACGUGCGGGUGCUGGACUCGUGGCUCCGCGGCCGGGCCGAGCCGGGCUGGGAGGCGGAGGCGGAGCCGGGAGCGGCCCCCCGGGCCCCCCCCGCGCUGAGCAGGGCGCGCUCCAGCCCCUCCCUGGGCCCCGGCCCCGCCGCGGCCCCCCCGCCCGCGUCCGCAGGAACGAGUCCGAGCGGGGAACGCUGCGGAGCCUCGUGGGCCGGCGGCUGCGGGAGCGGCCCUGAGCGGGGGGGGCACGGGGGGAGCGCGGGGCUGGGGGAGCCCAUCCCCGGUUCCCACCUCGCUCCCGGUAGGAAGCGAUGCCCCGGGCCCGAGUGA